Penicillium canariense is the source of this 1332-nucleotide messenger RNA. Its product is annotated as polyketide synthase. The record is from RefSeq and is a predicted model, not a curated record. The transcript has 3 exons. Lineage: Eukaryota; Fungi; Ascomycota; Eurotiomycetes; Eurotiales; Aspergillaceae. Bases 1 to 1332 code for a protein of 443 amino acids.
AUGGCCACGUAUCAGUCACCAAUCUUGAGUGGUCCGAGACCACCUCCAGUGGAGAUUUUUGACGUGUUCCGGGGGGCCAUCUCAACCGAAACUGGAGUUAAACUUGGAGAUGCCGAUGGCAAUAUCCUCUUCGACGACAUUGGCCUAGAUCCUAUCACAAGGUUUGCCAUUCUCGACAUUGUAGCCGAUAGAACUGGGGUUGAGCUGCCGGCCUCUCUCUUCAGAGACUGCUCUACUUUGUCUGAAGUUGCAGGAAUACUCGGUUAUAGCACGGAUACGAAUGCCGUGAUGUCUCCGUUGACGCCUAUUCGCGGUGUUGAUUCCCAAGUGACCGCUCAAGACGCCUUUGCUGGCAUUGGUCAUCUUGUCAAACAAUUCGCAGCGGAGACGGGCACAGCUACUUUCUGGACGGAGGUUUUGACUAAACACAAUCGGGUAUUUGAUGGCGCCAUCCUUCCAAUCCUUGAAGAUGGCGGUUUUGUCAAUCGCCAGGGUAACGAAUUCGUACGCACGUCAGUCGCCGCGGGCCAACUACCAUCUCAGAUCAUUUUUGACAACCUUGUUCACGACCACCCUCUGUAUGCCAACAUGCAUCGACUCCUGAAUCUUACAGGGUCGCAGUUCGCCGAGUGUCUUACUGGUGCUGUGGACCCUAUCAAGCUCCUGUUCGGUAAGAAUAAGGACUUGCUCCAGGAUUUUUACACCAACGCACCAAUGUCUUUAGCAGCCUCCAAGUAUCUUGCAGCAUUUCUCAAGCGCAUCUUCUCCGACAUUGUGAAGAGAGACGGCGGCUGCAUCGAGAUCCUGGAGGUUGGUGCUGGUUUGGGCGGUACAACAAAGUUCGUGGUUGACAUGCUAGUCGACGCCAAGAUACCAUUCAAGUAUACUUUCACCGACAUCUCUUCUUCUUUCUUUGCUGCGGCCAAGAAUAGAUAUAACACCCUCCCAGCAGGCUGUAUGGAGUAUGUCGUCCUCGAUAUUGAGAAGGCACCUCCUGAAAAGUUGCAGCGUCGUUUUCACUCGGUGAUAUCGACUAAUUGCAUACAUGCCACUAAGAGUCUGCAGGUGUCUUGCACAAAUAUCCGGAAGCUUCUCCGCCCGAGGGGUUUCUGUGCGCUUAUUGAGUUCACCACAAGACUUUACUGGCUAGAUUUGGUGUUUGGGCUGCUGGAUGGUUGGUGGCUUUUUGAGGAUGACAGGAAACAUUGCACGGCUGACGAGGCUUUUUGGAGAUCCUGUUUAGAGGCAUCGGGGUUUAGUGAUGUGCUGUGGACAGAGGCUGAUAAGAACGAAAAGCUCAACCCGCAGUUGGUUGUAGCAUGUACCGAGUAG